This is a messenger RNA of Striga hermonthica, 378 nucleotides long. The record is from the annotation of a GenBank genome assembly. NCBI's taxonomy places the organism in Eukaryota, Viridiplantae, Streptophyta, Magnoliopsida, Lamiales, Orobanchaceae.
AUGAAGGAUGAGUUCUCGGAAUUCGCCAAGAAGAACAUUCAAAGGUACGUAAAGUCGAACCUAAUGAUCGAGACUUUCAGGCUCUCCCUGAAGCGCGAGCAGUGGGAAGCAUUUAGUCUUUCCUACAAAUUGAUUAUGACAGCACUGAGAUUGGGCGCCAAACAUCUCGAUUUGAAGCUCGAGCUUUCCAGUGGAGGGAAACCCUUUUUGCCGCAUCAGGUGUUAGGAGCUGAGAACCUCGUCGGUUUAUCUGUGGAGGGGUACACGAUUAACGACCUGGUUCUGGAUCAAAAGGUAAGAUGUUCGAAGCUCGAAUACCUUAGCUUGAAGGAUGUGAAUAUGAUAUGGUCUCAAAAAUAUUGUCGGCCUGUCCCUUGA